AUGGUUGCAUCGAAGGAGAAAAAUCAAAUAGCUCUAUUACUUCCAAAUUGGAAGCGAUACAAGAGUGGUUUUUUGAAGGCCGAUGAUAACAUGAAACUCCACAUCAAAGAACAAUUGCGGACGAAUGGGUAUCCCGGAAUAACCGACAUGAAACCACCUUCUCAACCAGUUAUGACAAAGGGUGCUCCAAAGAAAUUAAAGCCUACACCGAAUGACAACUCGACUACAUGGGCUCCUUCGUAUUGUGAACACGUCUAUAAACUUUUUCCCGGCUCACCGACGCCUAAAUCUCUAAAAUCUCAAACAAGUUCAAACAAAGGAGCUCACAUAAGCAAACCGCCUCCGACACCUAUUUUAUCAAAAAUUCCAAUCAUCAAAGAGAUGCCUAUUCCACAGAAAAUUCCAUUCAUCGAAGAGAUGCCGAUUUUUAUACACAAAUACAUCGAGCGGAUCGUCAGCGUUACGGGGGAUUGUAAUUGCAGUUACCAGGCCGUCUUGGCGUUGCUUGGUAAUGGAGAGGAUGGCCAUGCGCUUGUCCGUCAUCAACUUAUCCAAGAGUUGAAGACGCAUAAAGACUCAUACUCACGAUCAUAUGGAGAGGAAGCUAAAUUUGAAGCGGUUAAUGGAGCUCUUGUUCCUUGGUUGGACGCUUACGUACUGGUGUCAAAAUGGACGAGAUUCCCGGAAAUGAGACAUCUUAUUGCAUGCCCGUACGAUAGGGUGUGCAUUGACUUGACGUGUUAUGGAUGCCCCAUACCACCUACGUCACUGAAAUGGGCGCUGCAUCAUUCCGAAGAUGCCGAGACGUGGCCGAAUCUUUUUAUUGAUAGGAUGCACGAAUUCGAAAAAUUGAACGACAUCGAGAAGGAAACGAAUAAGGAAAAGUCAAAAUUGGAACCACUAAUAGAUUUAGCUGACGAUAGUUCUUUUGAUGUGUUUUGUAGUUUCAAAGUAUAA
Messenger RNA from Vicia villosa (hairy vetch), 957 nucleotides. RefSeq lists its product as uncharacterized. NCBI's taxonomy places the organism in Eukaryota, Viridiplantae, Streptophyta, Magnoliopsida, Fabales, Fabaceae. The coding region runs from base 1 to 957 and encodes 318 amino acids. The transcript is spliced from 2 exons. The record is from RefSeq and is a predicted model, not a curated record.